AUGGACUCGGCAUCUCCCGAACCACAAGCCAACGCUCCUCUGGCAGGAUCACCAUCAGACUUCCUGAAAAACAUCGUAGGGAAGAAGGUCAAGGUCAGAAUAGGAAGCGGGGUCGACUAUCAUGGCCAAUUGACCUGCCUCGAUGGGUAUAUGAACGUCGCGCUCGAGGACGCCGAGGAAUGGGCGAACGGACGGGUGACGGCCAGGUAUGGGGACUGCUUCGUUCGUGGUAACAACGGUGAGUAUGUCUGCGUCCUUGAGCAGGGACUGCGUCUCGCUUUCUCCCUCUCGCAGAGCGUCAUCCGAUCCCGAAGGCUGGGUUGGGGCUGA
Messenger RNA from Dioszegia hungarica, 330 nucleotides. RefSeq lists its product as uncharacterized. Gene Ontology annotation, molecular function: RNA binding. The record is from RefSeq and is a predicted model, not a curated record. NCBI's taxonomy places the organism in Eukaryota, Fungi, Basidiomycota, Tremellomycetes, Tremellales, Bulleribasidiaceae. Gene Ontology annotation, cellular component: U4/U6 x U5 tri-snRNP complex; sno(s)RNA-containing ribonucleoprotein complex; nucleolus. Gene Ontology annotation, biological process: mRNA splicing, via spliceosome; maturation of SSU-rRNA. The transcript is spliced from 2 exons. The coding region runs from base 1 to 330 and encodes 109 amino acids.